This is a messenger RNA of Scutellospora calospora, 244 nucleotides long. The record is from the annotation of a GenBank genome assembly. Lineage: Eukaryota; Fungi; Glomeromycota; Glomeromycetes; Diversisporales; Gigasporaceae.
GUCUGUUUACAAUUUGGUUGAAUUAGAAUUAGAUAAUUAUGAAGAAAAUAAACUAGUUUUUAAUACUAUUUAUGAUUUAAAAUUAUUUUUUGAGAAUUCUAAUAAUUGUAUUUGUCAUCAAACUUUAAAGCAAAAAGAUCUUAGAACUUGCUUUGAAAAAGUAGAAUUUAAACAUUUUUUUGAAAGAUAUUUUGAGUUAAAAGCUUUAAACAAACAUGAACUUAAACUUUUUAUGAAGUCAUAA